AGACUGGAGUAUCCAAGAGUCCAUGAUGAGAGCCCUGCUGCUCUCUGCUCUUCUGGUGUUGGGGGCUACCUGGCUUGCCCAGGCUGCUGAAGAGUCCUGCAUUGGGCGAUGUUUAGAUGGAUUCGAUAGUGGCAAGAAAUGUCAAUGUGAUAACUUAUGCAUAUAUUACAAGAGCUGCUGCCAGGACUACAUUUCAGUCUGCAAACCAAAAGAGACACGAGGAGAUGUUUUUUCCUUUGCUGAAGAUGACUUUAAUGAUACUUUUAGCGACACCUUGAAUCAAGAGUUUUUCACUACUACAGCACCUGCAGAGGGGCCUGUGGAAAUGACUGAUGCGACUUUUACAGAAGAACCCACUAUAACGCCACCUGCCACAGAAGAGAGCCCUGAUGAGCUCUGUAGUGGGAAACCCUUUGAUGCUUUCACUAAUUUAAAAAAUGGUUCUAUCUAUGCUUUCCGAGGAAAAUACUUUUAUGAACUUGAUGAUCACCGUGCACUAGAUGGAUAUCCAAAACUCAUUAAGGAAGUGUGGGGUAUAGAAGGUCCAAUAGAUGCUGCAUUAACUCGCUUGAACUGCCAGGGAAAGACUUAUAUUUUUAAGGGUACACAAUAUUGGCGGUUUUCUGAUGGAACCAUGGACUCUGGAUACCCACGUGCCAUUGACGAUGGAUUUUCAAACAUUCCAGACGAUAUCGAUGCUGCCUUUUCUCUUCCAGCCAGUGAUUAUCAGGGCACUGAAAAAGCAUACUUCUUCAAAGGUAGUCAGUAUUGGCAGUAUGAAUUCAAAAACCAACCCACCAUGGAAGAGUGUAUGGCUUCAUCCCCGUCAGACAUGUUCACACGAUAUGUAAUGAUCCAAUAUGACAGCUGGGGACUAGACCUUGACUUUCUCUUUGGAGGAUGGUUUAGUGACAGCAAUGAAGCUCCCCGCUGUAUAAGCAAAGACUGGAAAGGUGUUCCAAAUACAAUUGAUGCUGUGCUGCCAAGCAGAUUUUAUGUUCCUGAAAAGAAAAAGUCUCCUCUACGUCGCAGUAGAAGACGAAAGACCAACCGAAGAAAGAGCAAAAAAAUGGGUAGCUGGUUUGAUACAUAUGACCUUUUCGGCAGUUUUAAUUCUGAUGAAGAUGAUCCUGAUUGGGUUCCUCCUGAAAGUCCUCCAAAAUGCCAGCCAAUACAAAGUGUUUACUUCUUUAAAAAUGAUAAGUAUUACCGUGUAAACCUCCAGACAAAGCGUGUGGACCACGUUUCUCCUCGCUACCCACGAUCCAUUGCACAAUACUGGCUGGGAUGCAAGACAUCUUCUAAGGAAAAGAAGUCAAGAGGCUGAUACUUUGCGUAGCAAUUUGUUUUACAAAACA
This is a messenger RNA of Bufo gargarizans (Asiatic toad), 1358 nucleotides long. RefSeq names its product vitronectin (gene VTN). The transcript has 8 exons. Bases 23 to 1327 code for a protein of 434 amino acids. Gene Ontology annotation, molecular function: scavenger receptor activity; polysaccharide binding; extracellular matrix binding. Lineage: Eukaryota; Metazoa; Chordata; Amphibia; Anura; Bufonidae. The record is from RefSeq and is a predicted model, not a curated record. Gene Ontology annotation, biological process: cell adhesion mediated by integrin; cell-matrix adhesion; immune response.